UCAAGUUUCUAACGACAACGGAAAACUAACACAAACAUGAAAGCCGCCGUCAUCAUCUUCGCUUGCCUUUUGGCUGUUGUUGUCGCUCGCCCCAAUCCCGAGGCUGAAAUCGUCCGUUUGGACUCUGAUGUCGGACCUGAGAGCUACACCUACAGCUUGGAGACCAGCGAUGGCACCAAGAAGGACGAAGCUGGUCAAUUGAAGGAUGUCGGUACCGAUCAUGAAGCCAUCGUUGUUCAGGGCAGCUUCUCGUGGAAGGACGAGAAGACUGGCGAAGUAUACACUGUCACCUAUACCGCUGACGAGAACGGUUUCCGACCACAAGGCGCUCACUUGCCCGUUGCGCCAGUUGCUUAAGUUAAUUUGAAUUGUGUAAAUUUUUGGUUAAAUUGUUAAAUGAAAUAAAAUGUUUGUAGUUCGUUAGCCACUGAUAAAGCGAAGCGUGAAG
Molecule: messenger RNA, 448 nt
Organism: Rhagoletis zephyria (snowberry fruit fly)
Lineage: Eukaryota; Metazoa; Arthropoda; Insecta; Diptera; Tephritidae
Product: larval cuticle protein 5-like
Cellular component (GO): chitin-based extracellular matrix
Molecular function (GO): structural constituent of chitin-based larval cuticle
Source: RefSeq, a predicted model, not a curated record